Molecule: messenger RNA, 3606 nt
Organism: Auanema sp. JU1783
Lineage: Eukaryota; Metazoa; Nematoda; Chromadorea; Rhabditida; Rhabditidae
Source: the annotation of a GenBank genome assembly
AUGAGGCGAACCACAAAUGGACGAGCAUUUCGUCCGCUGCUUCUGCUGUUGAGCCUGCUGGCAGGCUGCCAUCUGGUCAACUCAUUUAAUAUAGAUACAAAGAAUGCUUUAGUUCAUACAAUGAACUCUGGAUACUUUGGAUAUUCACUUGAUUUUUACAAUGAGCAGAAAGGAAUGCCUGUGCUUGUUGUCGGAGCUCCAGAAUCUGAAACUACCAAUCCAAAUCUACGUGGAAUCCGAAGACCCGGUGCAGUCUAUGUGUGUUCUGUAAAUCGACCAACUUGUCGUGAAGUUCACAUCGAUCAAAAACAGGGAAAUGAGAAACGACUCAAUGGAUCUGUCUUGGCACCAAUCGAAGACAAGUCUCAUCAGUUUUUCGGUGGAACUAUCCGUUCAAACAAGAAACAUGAUAGGCUCAUGAUGUGUGCUCCCAAGUACAAGUACUUCUUCUCCAAAUUUGAGGUCAUUGAACCUGUAGGAACUUGCUUCUAUGCCGAAAACGGAUUUUCUAAGACUGAAGAAUUCCCAGCUUGCAAGCAAGAACCUGCUCGUCACGGUAGACACAGAUUAGGAUAUGGUCAGUGUGGAUUUUCAGCUGCUAUCCCUGAUCGAAUGAAUAAGAACGACGAACGCGUCUUCAUCGGUGCACCUGGUGUUUGGUACUGGCAAGGAGCUAUCUUCAGCCAAAGUUUGAAGAACUUCACUGACAGGCCCAAUACUGAUUAUGCUCAUGAGAAGAAAUACGAUCAUGAUAUGAUGGGAUAUGCCACAGCCACCGGUGACUUGGAUGGUGAUGGCAUCGAUGAUGUUGUUGCUGGUCUACCAAGAGGAGACGAUUUAGCCGGAAAGCUUGUUCUUUACACUUCCGGUCUCAAAAGAAUCGUUAACCUGACUGACACUGUUAGUGCUCAACCAGGUCAGUACUGUGGAAGUUCUAUCAUCGUUACCGACAUCAAUAAGGAUGGACGUGAUGAUAUCAUCACUGGAUGUCCCUUCUAUACUGAUUACGUAACUGUAGUGGAUGCUAAAACUCAAGAGAGAAAGCCACAAUAUGAUGUAGGAAAGGUUCUUAUUUAUCUUCAAACCGCUCCAGGAGUAUUCAGUAAGCCACAAGCCGUUGUUGGUGAAGACCAAUAUGGACGUUUUGGAUAUUCUUUAGCUGUAGCUGGAGAUUUGAAUCAAGACGGAUACACUGAUAUUGUUGUCGGAGCUCCAUAUUCAGGAGAACAAAAGAGAGGAACAGUUUACGUUCUCCACGGAUCUAAGAACGGAGUUCGUGAGAAAUACACUCAAAAGAUCCAAGCUCACCAAAUCGGACCUAACAUCAGAACUUUCGGAUUUUCUCUAGCUGGUGGUGUUGAUGUUGAUGCUAACGGAAUUCCAGAUAUUGCUAUCGGAGGAUGGAAAAGUGGACAUGCCACUGUCCUGCUCAGUAAGCCUGUUGUUACUGUUACUGGACAAACUGAUGCUGAUGCUAACAUAAUCAAUGUAGAAGAACAAAACUGUGAUGUUGAUGAGAAGUUAGGCAAGCAAACUUGCCGAACAAUCAAAACUUGCCUUCGAUAUGAAGGAAAAGGAGAUACUCCUUCCGAUCUCGAAUUUAUUCUUCAUUUCAACUUAGACGAUCAUUCCCCUGAACCUAGAGCUUAUUUCCUUCAGAAGGAUAUUAGAGCUGACCGUGAUAUUACCGUUUCUAAAACCUCUAAAACCAAGGAUCAUCCUAAUGUGAUUGAGAGAAGAGUUCGUCUCGAGAAAAACCGUCAAAAGUGUUUCCAACAGAGAUUCUUCGCUUCCAGCACCAUGAAGGAUAAGCUGUCUCCUAUUCACUGGUCCGUCAAUUAUACUUAUGUGGAAUCAAAGACUGGUAAACUUCGAGGUGAUAAACUCGAGCCAGCCAUCGACACAACAGUUCCUCUGACUUUGGAGAACAAGAUAAACAUUGCUAACAAUUGUGGAAAAGAUGACUUGUGCGUUCCUGAUCUGAAAGUAAUUGCCAAGGCUGAUCGUGACAAAUUCCUUUUGGGAACCAAAGACAACACCAUGCUCAUCAAUGUUACUGUUCGUAAUGGCGGAGAAGAUUCGUACGAAACUAAACUUUUCUUCGACGUUCCUGAAGGUUUUGAGUACGGAGGUGUUGAGUCCGAUGACAAGAAGGUUACUCCAAUCUGCUCUCCUACAUCGGAAGAACCCAAUGAUGAAGGAAGUUGGGAGUUUGCUUGUGAGCUCGGAAACCCACUCCCAGCCGGCAAAGUUGUCAAUACCGUCGUUCGUCUGAAGGCUAAUGAAGAUAAGCCACCUCUUAAACCAAUCAAAAUCAACGCUCAUGUAAACAGUACAAACGAUGAAGAAGAAGGAGCUGACGCUGACAACAAAGUUACCUUCGAAAUUCCAGUUGACUUCAAGAACCAAUUGAACUUGAAUGGCAGAUCAAACCCAGAACAAUUAGAUUUCAGUACAAAAAAUAAGACUGGACCUGAACUCUUCUACGAUAAAGAAAUUGGACCUGUUGUCAGUCAUUUGUUCCAAGUUUCCAACAGAGGACCUUCUGACAUCGAUUCGGCUACUCUUGACAUCUUCUGGCCUUCUUUCUCUGUACAUGGUGGUCAUCUGUUGUACUUGAUUGUGGAGCCUGUCAUUUCCGAUCCUUCAAAAGGAAGAUGCCGUGUUCGUCAAAUGCAGAACAUUAAUCCUGACAACUUGAGAGUUACAAAUGAGCAUGUUCCAACUGAGCCACCCACUCCCGUUGGACAUCACGAUGAAACCCAUAAUGGAGACGAUGACUACAUUUCUCAAGAAGAAGGAGAACAUGAGCAAAACCAUGAUGGAAACGAUGAGGAGAUCGGUCAACCACAUUUCGUUUAUGAGGAAAAAGAACGAAAACCAGUAGAUUAUGAAUAUAUUCCUGAUGAGGAAUAUGAAACAAAUGAUGAUGAAUAUGAUAAAGAUAAGAGGGUAAAGCGUCAGAACACCCAACGUCGUAAAUCUAAGAAAACUGGCUCCGAAAGAAAGUCUGAAACACGUGGAGAAAGAGCUCGUUUCUCCGAUUUAAGAGCUGCUGUCAGAGAAUCCAAAGAAGGAGGUGGAGCUAUCGACUACAAGGGUAUCAUCAGUCGCGCUACUGUUGACUGUAACUCCCUUCGUUGUACUCAUAUUGAAUGUGAUCUUUAUGAUAUCCGUGAGAACGAAUAUGUGUUAGUUGAGGUGUUCGCACGCCUUCACACUAAUACUUUGGUUGAUGAACAUAAUCCUGGUGGAGAAAUUUCUUCCUUGGCUUUGGCUCGCGUAACAUCCACAAAGUACAACUGGCCUCAUAAACCUACUUUGAUCACAGCUGUGACCACAGUUUUGAAUGCUGUCGAUGAUGAUAGCUCAGGAGCAGGAGUUCCAUGGUGGUUAUACCUCAUGGCCAUCCUCAUCGGUCUUGUGAUUCUAGCUUUGUUAAUACUUCUCUUGUGGAGAUGCGGUUUCUUCAAGAGAAACAGACCUCAAGCUGAACAUGCUGAGAGAACAGCUCACCAAGACCCUGAUGCUCAUUAUGCUGACACGCAAACCCGGUAUGCUUCCAAAGAUACAUAUAACCCCAACAGCCAUGGACCAAUGUUGUAA